Messenger RNA from Agelaius phoeniceus (red-winged blackbird), 1993 nucleotides. The record is from RefSeq and is a predicted model, not a curated record. NCBI's taxonomy places the organism in Eukaryota, Metazoa, Chordata, Aves, Passeriformes, Icteridae.
UCGCUUUAAAGGGGCCGCGCUCGCGGCAGCGCCGGCGGCGGCACCGGCCCCGAACCGGCCCCGGAGCGGCCCCGAACCGGCCCCGGAGCGGCCCCGAGCCCGGGCUGCCCCCGCGCCGCCCCCGCACACUCCGGCACCGGGGCGGACCGGGCGCUCCCGGCGCGUUCCGACCCGGUAAGGAGCCCCGGGCCCGCGAUGGUGCCAGCAUGAGGAGGUGCUGCCAGGGCGUGGGGCUGCCAUGCCUGUUUAAGGGCGUGGGCAUGGCCGGCCCGCGUCCGCCGCGUUUCCUGCUGGUGUUUGACUUUGACGAGACCAUUGUGGACGAGAACAGCGACGACUCCGUGGUGCGGGGCCGGGCGCUGCCGGAGCCGCUGCGCCAGAGCCCGCGCGGGGGCAGCUACAACGAGCACAUGCAGCGCGUGCUGGCCUUCCUGGGCGAGCAGGGCGUGCGCCCCGCCGAGCUCCGCGCCGCCUACGAGAACAUCCCGCUGGCCCCGGGCAUGGCCGAGCUCUUCCAGCUGCUCUCCAAGCACCAGGAGCUCUUCGAGCUGGUGCUCAUCUCCGACGCCAACACCUUCGGCAUCGAGGCCAAGCUGCGCGCGGCCGGCGCCCGCUCGCUCUUCCGCAAGGUCUUCAGCAACCCGGCCAGCCUGGACCGGCGCGGGGUGCUCACGCUGGGGCCCUACCACAGCCACAAGUGCCUGCGCUGCCCGGCCAACAUGUGCAAGGCCAAGAUCCUGGGCGAGUACCUGGCGGAGCGGGCGCGCGAGGACGUCGAGUUCCAGCGCGUGCUCUACGUGGGCGACGGCGCCAACGACUUCUGCCCCGCCGGGACGCUGACGGCGGCGGACGUGGCGUUCCCCAGGAAGGGCUACCCCAUGCACAGGCUGAUCCAGGAGAGCCAGGAGAAGCAGCCGGGGGCGUUCCAGGCCGCCGUGGUGCCCUGGGAGUCGGCGGUGGAGGUGGCGCGGUACCUGCAGGAGCUGCUGCGCAAAAAGUGCUGAGGGAGGGAGGCGGCUCCGGGCCCGGCUCCGUUCCCGGGAUGUUCUCCCGCCUUUCCCAGCUCCAUUCCCGGGAUGUUCUCCCACCUUUCCCGGCCCCGCUCCCGGGAUGUUCUCCCGCCUUUCCCGGCUCCGUUCCCGGGAUGUUCUCCCGCCUUUCCCGGCUCCAUUCCCGGGAUGUUCUCCCACCUUUCCCGGCUCCAUUCCCGGGAUGUUCCUCUGCCUUUCCCGGCUCCGUUCCCGGGAUGUUCUCCCCCCUUUCCCGGCUCCAUUCCCGGCCAGUGAAGCACUUUCUGCAGGCCCCCGGCCCUGCCCAGCCUCGCAGCCACGGCCCCUGCACCCUUUGCCGACCUGACGGGGAUUUCUGGCCGAGUUUUGCUUCCUUCCCCUUUUGACCUCGAAAGGGAAUUCCUAAAAAUGCAGCAGCCGGCUCCCCACGGGCUGGGCUCGGCCUUGCUCCUGCCAUCCUACCCUGGCCUGCCUGGCCCUGGGCUCCUGAUCCCGCUGGGAAUUCUGGCUGGGAAUUCCCUGCUCGCUGGGCUCCUGAUCCCGCUGGGAAUUCUGGCUGGGAAUUCCCUGCCCCGAGCCCUUUCCUGGAUCCUGCGGGGCCCCUCCUACCCCAGGGAGGGUCAAUUCCCCCUGACCUGGGCACCUCCGAGGUGCCCCAAUCCCCCCUGGGACGCUUCUGGCACUGGGUCCCCAGAGGCCAAACCCCCCCCCUCCCCACUGCAGUAUUAAUUAAUUAAUUAAUUAAUUCCCCCUUCUAAUUGCACUCUGCAGGGGCACCUCCAGGGGUUGGCUCCUCCUGGAUUAAUCCCGGGUUUAUCCCGGGUUUAUCCACAGCCUUACCGGCCCCCGAGGGCGGCCCUGGCUCCCCCAAACCCGGCAGGAAUUGACCAAAGCAGCCCCGAGUUGUUCCUCCUCCGUGCCACCCCCUCCCUCGGACUGUGUGGAACUCAAAGCCAUGGAAUUAAAGACACAAAUCUGUGUAA